Schistocerca gregaria is the source of this 11165-nucleotide messenger RNA. RefSeq names its product lysosomal-trafficking regulator (gene mv). The transcript has 56 exons. The record is from RefSeq and is a predicted model, not a curated record. Gene Ontology annotation, molecular function: protein kinase binding. Gene Ontology annotation, biological process: intracellular protein localization. Gene Ontology annotation, cellular component: membrane; cytosol. Lineage: Eukaryota; Metazoa; Arthropoda; Insecta; Orthoptera; Acrididae. Bases 430 to 10632 code for a protein of 3400 amino acids.
AAUGUAUUAAAAGCACUGUGACCCAGUGCAGAAGCGGCUGCUUGAUUUUGGAUGUUAUAAAAUCUCAGCAUAGUUUACGUUCGCAGUGUAUUACAUGCGUUGAUUUAUCACCCAGUGAGCGAGAAUUUUAUAAUUCCAAUUCAAGUGUAGCUUUUAUGCCACGAGGUGUAAUUACAAAUUUAGUAUUCUAUAUUAAUUUAUACGGCGUGACAUUUCUGCCUUCAAAGUGGCAGGUGCGGCAAAAAGUGAAAGUUACAUAACAGAAAAUGCACGCUGGAUUGUAAACUGUAAGGACGAUACAUGUUUUUAUGAUGCCAACAACGUUAUCAAUCGCAAGCUGACGUUUAUGACUGGUUUUUGUGGAGUUACUAAAUCGGCUAUGUGUACACAAAAUAAGCAUCACUUGUGACGUUUAAAGUGAAGCACAACAUGACAGUUCCAAAGCUCCAACAGUUGUGGGAGUAUUUUAUCCAAGCAGAACAUCGCUCUUACGAGAAGUCGGCAUGGUUGGAUGUCUUCCUGUCCGAAUUUUUAGUGCAGGUGAAAGAAGGAAAAGAUGCAAAUGAAAUAAUCUCAUGUUGCAGUGGCAGUGGCAGCUCCCCGACUGGAGUGGCAGCACUGAUCGGGUGUGAGCUACUGACAGAGGUGCACGCAUUAUGCCCGCCACACAGCGAGGACCUCCAGCCGCUGGCUCGGCUGCUACUUUGCGGCUGGGGCUGGCGGGCACUUGCCGCCCUGCACCACCUGGACUGCUCGUCCCUGUCUUGUGGACGUGAGUUGUGUGCCCUGUUGGUGUCCCUGUUCCCAGUCGGCCUAGAAGCUGCUCCUCGCAGUCUCAUAAUAAAUGAAGAGUGCAACCCAUUUGUACAGCUGUGGAAACCACGACCCCCGAUGGACAGGCCAUUAAUUGAUGUUGUUAGGUCCAGAGGACUGGGUUCAGAUGGCCAUUCUGUCGCUCGCAGUGCCACAAGUGCUCCGGCAGCAGCUAGUGGUAGCAGCAGCGAGUCAGGUGGUGAGAGGGCGGAGCCUCUCAGUGUCAUCCGCAUACGCCUCAAUCCCAUGGACUUUGAGUACUUCACUUCAGUUGUGCGCAGUGACGAUGAUGGGACUGGCCUGGUGGCAGCAUCAUCAUCCUCCAAUUCUACAAUGCUUUCAGGAAACCAGCUAAUAAUUCCAGAUCCAGAUGCCUUACGGCGUGAACCUCGCAUUCAGGAAUGCGUCCAGACGACACUAUCCGGUUAUGAGCUGUCCCUCUUGGUCCUGGACCUGCUGAGCCGCCUGGCACCUCGCGCGCACUCGACUGCACUGUCGGCUGCCAACAUGUGUGCCCACCGCUUGUGCGGUCCGGGGCUGGUGGCAGCGGCGGCGUGGGCGGAACUGGGAGAGAGCCGACAGUGGGAGGUGCGGGCACGGCUGGUGGCAGUUGUAGCUGCGUGCCUGCCCGCACUGCUUGUGCCGGCAGUGCUGCCUGCCACCCUGCGCUCUGGCCUGCUGCCUAUCUUGAUUAAGGUUUUGGAAGAUGUGGUACACCGUACAUCAGCAGCUAUUAAGCAGACAGAUGAUAAGGGAAAUGACAAUGAAAGUGCGUCUGUGUGUGAUAGUUUUGCAACUGUUGCCAGUCCUCUUACAAAGGAAGAUGCCAUGAAGGCACAGAAUGUGGUCUACGGAAUAUCCCUGGCUGUUCUUGUGUUUGUACGGGGAAUUCUCGUCACUCACCGUGGGGGUGGCACCGACCGGCUGCAUGACGCUCUCGAACUGCUGGGGCUGUUUCUCCAAGGAAGAGGAGCACGACUUAUCGAGUCUGCCAUCGGUAUUGUCGUUGCUGUGCCGUUUGUUGAAAACUGCGUCUCAGUGAGUCGUGCCUCCAGGUUGGUCGACAACGUAGCCCGCCUCGUGUCUACGUUGAAACGCACGCAACUAGAACUCGUGCAGCAGGCAACUCGCCGAUCAAGGCGCACCUCAGCCCCAACACCCGGUGCGGCAGUCGUGAUCUCCACAAGCUCAACUCCAACCCACCACCAUGCUCCGGACCCCCUCGAUGCAUCAUAUUGCCGCGUGUCUGCUGUCUUCACAGUAUUAGUGCACCUGCUGUCUGUACAUGCUGUGAGGGAGCGAGUACUGCGUGCUAUGAGGCACUGCGGGACCUGCUGCUGCUUUCAGCCUCGCACAUUAGUUAGUGCCCUCGUUGGUAUCCUAGAACAAGCUGGAGGCAAUAAACGGGUGAGGCGGCUUACUUUUGCCCUUCUGGAAAGGUCUCUGUACCGUGAAUUGGGUGCUGUCAUAACAGAAAGAAACAAAAGUUGUUCUGUAUGCUCCCGCUGGUCUUCGCCAUCGUCAUCAUCAGACUUGCUCUUUGUAGCUGAAGGUUACAUAUCUGGAGAAGGAGUGGGAAGGUGGUCUUGCGUGGAGCUCUUCCGCCCAUUACUCGAAGCAGACACACACAACUGUCAGCUGAGCCAGGCAUUGGCAGCCCACCUAAUCCAGCAGAUGCCACGCUUUACCCCCUAUGUGAAGCUGCAACUACUGCUCCAUGUUUUCUUACCUGCAUUUGUAAACAUUAAGCAACGUUACCUCGAGCAUCACAUGGAGGCUGACAAGAUACUCCUUGGGUCCUGCCUUUCAGCACUCCUGGUACUGCUUGGCUGCAGUGAGGAACUUUCACAAGAGUUUUUAAGAAAGAAAGGCAUUGACCACAUCCGUGACUUGAUCUCAGAGUCACCUUUUGUGCACAUCUGCUGUUCUCUCCUUGAAGUAACUGCUACCGUGGACAUUAGGCGUAUCAGUUGUGAGGCUGAGUGUGACAAACAUUUGGAUGUUGUGGAGCAUUUAAAAAGGCUGCCAAAUAUUGAGCUGCUUCAUCACUGUGCAGAGGACACAGCUAAAAAGCUUCUUGUGCUGCUCAGUGCAGCUGACAGUUUAGCAGAGGUUGAUGCAGUGUUGGGUGACUGCACUGUUUUCUGGCAUUCAGUGGUGGACCUUGCUGCAUAUUCACCAGCAUAUCAACAAUUGUUAAAACUAACUUGUGUGCCUGACAGUAAAAGCUUCCUUGUAUCACUUCUAGCAGCAGGUGCUAAGAGUGAAACGAUGAAUUACAAUAAUCCAUCACUCAUAGAGCUGCUUGAAGUUGUACUUGCACUAAAUAUCUUGUCUGCUCCAGAUGUCUCUGAAGUUGUGGAAAUACUGAAGGAACAGCUCAGUCAGUCUGCCAGUACUGAAGAUGAAAAUCGUUACCUCUGGCUCUGCAAGCUGGUAAUGGAUUGUUCUGUAGCAGAAAGCUGCUCCCACCAUAUAAUGCCGCCACAUCGUAAAACCAAGAUGCUGUCUGAAGAGGAGGCUGAUGACGACGGAGAGAGUGCGGGCGCCAGCUCGAGCUAUGUGACAGCUGAUGAGGGCUAUGAGGCCGAUGUGGAGAUACCACUGCAGCCUGUCAGCAGUGCCUGUGCUAUUGACGAUCCUCGUUGCUCCAGGAGGUAUGAAGUGUUGUGUGCACGUAGCCACAACAGCGAGCACCACCACCGCCGCUCAGCUCGGCUGAUUGAACCCCAGCUCUGCAAAUUGGCAGUAGAUAUACUUAUCCGGCUUCCACAAGAACAGCAGAAAAGUAAAGAAGCAGUGGAAGUAUUGAAACAACUUGCAGCAUUAUGCAGAGACUGUGCUGAAAACUGUGCACGGCUUGCAAAGAUUGGGAUGGUAUCAACAUUGCUGGAAGGCUUUGGUCUGAGUCUCAGGUGUAGAGAUGCUACUCUGAUAGAUCUUCAAAAAGUGGUACUGGAAUUGGUGAUGCUGUUGGCCAGACAGAGCAUUUCUCCAAAUGAACUGGCUCUAUAUAUAUCAUUCUUCAAAGAUGAUGAUCCGCCAUUGGAUCUUCUUCUGUCUCCAUUAGUUUCUCUGGCAAAUGAGACUCGGCCACAACCAGACCACAUUAUUCGCUUCCCUUGUGGUGAAGACACAAAUGUGGGUACACCACCACCUGUACCAGACCAGGGGGGGAUUCUGAUGGAGGGAAAUUAUAUGUCACUUGUCUAUAACUUUAGCCAGCAGCACACACUUGCAGGUGCCAAAACUGCAUGGUCAGCAUGUGCUCUUUCACUGCCCAUCGGUGCAGAGCUAGGAUGGUCUAUGUGGCUACAUGGCUACUCUGCAGCCAUGUGGCUGAGGCUAGAAGAGCCAGUGGUCAGUGCAAGUCCUGCCUGCCCUUGCUCUCCUGCUAGCACCUUUCGACAGAGACCGAGAGCGAAGUCUGUUGCUUCUAUUCCUGACAACUGUUGGCAGCAUCGUGAUAGUCUUUCACAACUGAGAGACCAAGGUCAUGAUGAAAAGACAUCGCUGCUGCAUUUGAUAUCGGUCGGUUGUGAAUGCCUCCUUUUGGAAUUGUGGACCGAUACUAGUAAUGGGUCAGUUCUUGUGCUGCUGACACGGCCUGACAGCAGAGGUUCAGAAGUAAUUUCGCAAGCGACAGUCGAGAACUGCCUGUCGCCUGGCUCUUGGCAACAUUUGGCAAUGAACGUCAAGGAUUACAUGCAGAGGAGGAUGAAUGUCAUUGAGGUCGAGCUGAUAGUGGAUGGUUGUGAUCGCCACGAGUGUCUGUUGUCAUUUUCUGGGCUUCUCGUACGGAAACCACGCUCCUCUGCUGUGUUGAUAGGACACAGGAAAUUUCAGAAAAGUUCUUCAUCUGGCUCAUGGAUUUUUGCCGGACUUCAACUGUUCCGCUGUGCAGUUUUUUCACGUGAAAAGGCAACUUACUUGGUUGGCCUCGGACCCGGGAGAGUUUCACUGGCAGACUGUGACGUCGGCUGCACUGCUCCAAACUUUACUCACCUUUUUGGGCCUAAAUCACUCGGAUCAGACAUUGAUUGGGAUUCAAUUCUUCAGGCUCAAGCAGGAAAUCUUAAAGAUCUACAGGACAGUGUCUUGAUGAUAUUCUCUGCGCAGAAUCCUGAUGUUGUUAGUUUGUUUCCACAGUUUGCAACAGGUGUUGGUGGACCACUGUUCCAAGUGCAGCCAUCAUUUCGCAGUGUUCCAAUAGAACAGCGAGCAAGUCAGCAGGUGCCGAUAUGUAUGGCCCCCAUGCUGCUGGCCUCGAAGCUCGAUAAGAUACAGCAUCACAGCCUGCUGGCCGCUGCAACACUGCUGGGUGGCGUGCCUGUCUUCCUCUUCCUGCUUGCAAGGGUGGGCAGCUGCAUGUCUUACCUUCAGAAUUCUUUGAAAUCUUUUCUGUGGCUCUGUGAGGUGGUGGAGCUAACACUUGUCGAGGAGGUGCAGGCCCAGGCACUGUUGCUGUUCCUCAGGGUGGCACAGGGAGACUGUGAGCUGUUCACACAGUUUGUGGGGCAAGAGAGCUACAAACUACUUCUGAAGAUUCUCAGGUCAUCUCGAUGCAGUGCUGGACCUUACCUGUUGAAGGCUGUCCUGGAUGCAUGCUGUGACAAACCUGUGCUGGGUUGUACCAGUGCUGUGAAUGGGCCAACACGAGUGACGGUCCUGGCAAACACAGACGCGGUUGUUGUCAACUCAUUCGUGUUGCGGGCUGUGGCGGGUGCAUGGGCAGCGUGGGGCCCUGCAGGGGCACUUGGCCUCCUGCUGCGGGCGCUGCACAUCCUGCUGAGGGAUGACCACCCGUACCGGGAGUUCAACGCUGCGCAGAUGAACCGCACCCACAUUGUUGACAGUCUUCUUCUCUUUUGCAAGGAGCAGUUUCUCCAAGAAAAGCCAGAGAUAGACAUGGAGCCUGGGAUCUGCUGCUCUCUUGUGGAGCUGGUGCGAUCACUGAUGGGCGCGCCCCCAGAGUUCAGCCACAUUGUGUCUGUGGCUGACUUCCUGCUUCUCGCACACCCUGCCCGCCACACUUACAUCAGCCAUGGACGUAACAACUACUACUUUGUUCUGGAUGAAAAUUCUUCAAGUCCCUUAUCGGGCAGCCUAACAGAAUGGCGUUGGCGGAAAAAAGAAAUGUCUCUCUUAGCACGUGCCAUAGACCCACUGAAGCUGAAUAAGGCUCUCACAAAUUUGCAGAUAAAACAGCUGACUGGAUCUGUAGACAGCAAUCGAGUAAUUGAGAAUGGCGACAUAGCAAAUACCGAGACCUCAACAUCACGGCGGCUGUCUUUAGUCAGCAAUUCUCUGAUGGCUUGUGCUGAAGAUGCUGUCCAGUUACUGGAGCAGGCAUCAAAUCCAGCCCAAGUUGUUGAGACUGUGAAAGAAAAAUUUGUUACAGAGACAGAGGAGCAUACGGAGAAAAUGAAUAAUGGAGCAAAUGAACACGUGUCAAGUGAUAGUCAUAAUCUUGUGAUGGAGGGCCUUCUCUUGCUACUGAAGGAUGUUCUGCUGGUACUUCCUGACAACAUGGCACCACAGGUGUUGAACCACGUGGUGCGUGCUGACACUUUGCUUGUCAUUGCAAAUCAUCCUGAUGUUAGAGUUCGGACAGCCGUUGUGAAGGUGAUUUCAGCAUACCUGCAGCGAGCCAGCAGCGACGAGGUGUCACGGUUCUGCAAGAUGCGUGGCUACCAGUUACUGGCGUGCCAACUGGCACAGUGGCCGGCCUCGUGGGAGCUAGCGGAGGCAGCGGUGGCACUGGGCACACUCUGCCCUCUGCCCCUGGAGGAGCAGGCAGCCGCACUCGACCUGGGUGCCAGUGCGGCAGAGCUGCAGGCCUCCCGGCCACUUGCAGCGCUGCCCCCGCUGCUUGCGCUCCUGCCUCGCUGCUGCCGGACGGAUGUCGCCCUCGCAGAUACCUUGCUUUCCUACUUGAGCCAGCUUGUUUUAAAAGUCAUGCAGGUGUCAACAGCACGACUCCUCCAGGACUUGGGUGUCGUGGAGUGCCUGUGUCGUUGUCUGCAGGCUAUACCACCUCCAAAAUUACAGUCUACACCACCUUCUGAAAGGCCAGCAUUUGGUUCACCGAAUCCAGAAGUGCUUGUUGGAGACAUCCAUCUGAUAUUGGGUUCCAUUGUCACUCGAUCCAUUCUGCUUCCAGGUCAUCAAAACUCUGCUCAGGUGCUGUCGGAUGUGCUGCACCAACUGGGCUACCUGUGGGAGCACCUGGGUAGCAGGCGCUGCCGGGACGCACAAUUCUCUGUGCUUGAGUCUGUUGUCAACGUGCUGCUGGAGAAGCUGAACCUUGCACAGCCGGUGGGGACCCUGUUCCAGUCAGGCCUUGCUAACGGCUACAAGGAGAACGACACCAUUUCGACAUCAAGCAGCAGCAGCAGCAACAACAGUGUUUUCUCAGUGUCACUAACAAAAGAAAUUGGCCGCAGUGAUCUUGGAGAUAGAUUUCGUAAUGUCAUUUCUCGUGCUGUGGAGAUUAUCUGUUCUACAGCAGGCAGAAGUGCUGAACAACCACAGACACCUUCCAGAAGUCAAGGAAUGCAUCAUCAACUUGGACAUAUUUUUCAACAGGCUGCUGCAUCUGUCCGAUCAACAAAAGAAGGGCGGCAUGUGCCAACUGAGGCAGAGCGUGCCUUCCGCCAACGGUUGCUGGCUGCUCUGUUAUCGCUGGUGGUGGAGCGUGCAGCACCGUCAGUGGUGCGAGAUGCGGCACGCUUGCGGGCGGCACAGCUGGCAUGUUGGCUGCUCGCACCCGGCCAGGCGGCGCGUGAUCGUUCGCAUGUCGUGCGGCUGCUGCUUUGCCAGGAGCCGAUGCGCACCCGUGAGAUAGUGGCUGCCCUCAUCAAUGCUCACCAGGCGGCAGAAGCCAAGCUGACUGCCUUCCUGUGGGACCUGGCUCGCGCAGAGGUGGCCACCUCGAGCGAGCGCCAUGCCGCCGAGGAGCUGUUGGCGCGAUUGGCCCAGUGGGGCCUGACGGCGGGUCCCGCACCACUGGACAGCUGGCUCUCAGAACUGGCUGCAUCACAGGGGGAAGCUAUAGGAGCGAGAGAGACGUCUCUGCGCAAUUCUCAGUCUGCAGUGUACAGGAGUGUAUAUCGUAUGGAGGGCUUGGUUCGGCACCUCACAGAAACAGCCAUGGAUGUCACUGCACACGUUGUGGGAGCACAGAGUGCAGAAAGGAAAUCAUUUAUGGAGCACAUAAAGGCCCGCUUCAGUGAAGAUGUCCGUGUACGCUCUCACUGGUUACGCCUGCGGCAGGCUCUCACGCACGAACGGGCUGUGUGGUAUUUUCCUAAAUCGUAUCCCAGAUCGUGGCAGCUCGACCCAACUGAGGGGCCAGCUCGUGUGAGGAAUCGCAUGCAACGUUGCCAUCUGGGAAUGGACAGGCGGUAUUUCUUACCAGCAGUACAGCGUCAGAUGCGUGAUGAGCUGGAAGGUGAGCCCCUGGCAUACCUCUUGGAACGUGAUACAUCACAGCAGCAGCCACGUGUUUCCACCGUCAUGAUCGAGCGCUUGCACACCAAUGAGAAGAUCCGCCACAUGACAACAGCUCGCAUCGUCACACCCGCACGGGAGGUGCCCGGUGAAGUGCUGAUUGGCGAGAGCUGCAUCUACUUUGUUGCAGACAGUGACUGCUCAUCGGCAUUGUCAGAGUGGCAGCUAUCGCCUGAUGAAGUUGACCUCUCUUCGACAGCGUGGAACUUCGAAGACGUGUGUGAAAUUCACAACCGGAGAUACCAGCUACAAGAGAGAGCAUUGGAGAUUUUCCUUUUGAAUGGAAGAACAUAUCUUGUUGCUUUUCAGUCUUCCAAGGAGCGUGAUGUGUUCGCAAAUGAGCUGGCCCAGUGCAGAUUGCCAAAUCGUCUAGCGGCAGACAGCUUGAGUGAUGCAGUUCAUCUGUGGAGAGAGGGCCUACUUACAAACUGGGAGUAUUUGUCACAGUUGAACAAAAUGGCUGGGCGUUCCUACAACGACCUAAUGCAGUAUCCCGUGAUGCCAUUUGUUCUUGCUGAUUACACGAGCAAUGUUCUCGAUCUGAAAAGUCCUCGCUCCUACAGGGAUUUCCGAAAACCGAUGGCAGUUCAAGAAAAGAAAAAUGAGCACCAUUACAUCAGUAAUUAUAAUUAUAUAAAACAAGAGCUAUCAGCUGGUUCGAGACACAUAUCAGUGCACCAGGAGCCCUAUCACUAUGGUAGCCAUUACUCAAAUUCUGGCACAGUGCUGCAUUUUCUCGUUCGACUGCCGCCCUUCACUAGAAUGUUUCUGACGUAUCAAGACAAUAACUUUGACAUCCCAGACCGCACAUUCCAUUCCUUGCACACCACUUGGAGGCUCACGAGUUCUGAUUCUACGACUGAUGUCAAGGAGAUGGUCCCAGAGUUUUUUUACUUGCCCGAGUUCCUGCUGAACAGUGAAGGAUUCAAUCUUGGCGUUCGACAGUCAGGUGAGAGAGUCCACAAUGUUCAGCUCCCCCCAUGGGCAGGCGGAGAUGCACGCAAAUUCAUUCUAAUCCAUCGUCAAGCACUAGAGUCGGACUUUGCUCGAGAGAACUUGCCUCACUGGAUAGAUCUCGUUUUUGGGUACAAGCAGACUGGUAAAGCUGCUGUGGAAGCCAUCAACGUUUUCCACCCAGCGACAUAUUAUGGGUUCGAUGCAGAAAGUAUUCGCGACCCCCUGGAGAGGGCAGCAUGGGAGACGAUGGUUCGUACCUAUGGGCAAACGCCACGGCAGCUGUUUCGCUCCCCUCAUCAGAUGGCUGCUCAGACCCUCACGUCGAAAAGAUUGUCAACCACUUCAAGACUUCCCAUGGACGGGCUUGUGCGGGGCCUGCAAUGGGGCCACUAUGUGGGCUCGCCGGCUGAGCCAGAACCAUCAGAGGUCUGGCAGCGUCGACACCGUGUGCCUGUUGGCCACCUCAUCCCGUUGGCUACAGGGGAUGUGUACGGUCUCGCACCACACACCUGCCUGCUGCUUUCAUACACCAAAGACCGCGGUCUCGGUGUAGUGAGUGGAACAUCGGUACAUGGGGCUGCUUUGUUGUCCUGGGGCCAUCCAGAUGGCAUUGUGCGUGCUAAGGUUAAAAAGGAGCAGCCACCUUGGCCGGUCAUCAGCACAUCAGCGAUUGAUCCAGUGUGCAUAUGCAGCAGUGCUCCAGAUGUUCCACAGUUGUGGCUGGGGCAUACAUCUGGACGAAUACAAGUUUUGAGAUUUCGGUUGGAGGGAUCUCUCGAAUUCCGUCCCGAGCCGUCUGUGUUGCUGGGGCACACAGCAGCACUGACUGAUAUUGUACUCUGUCGCAGCUUCUCAAUAGCUGUUUCCGCUGGCGAUGAUGGAAGUGCCAUUAUAUGGGACCUUAACAGCUUGUCUUACGUGAGGUCUGUGGCGGUCAGUGAGCCCGUGAAGCUGGCCACAGUGAGCAGAACGCUGGGCGACAUUCUGCUUGUGACAGACUCGGAGCUGCUGCUGUUCUCCGUGAACGCUGCGCCUGCAGGCAGGGCAUCGCCACCCUCACUGACCACAGCCGUCUGCUUCUCUGGUGCACCGGAGGGGAUUUCCAUAAAUGCUGUCGCGUCGGGUCACGCAGAUGGAGUUAUAAGAUUAUGGAGCUCUUGGGACCUCUCACCACUGAAGGAGAUAUCCUGCAAUGCAUUAGUGUCACAGCCCAUAAUAAGUAUUACAUACUCACACGAUGCUCAGCACAUGUACGCAUCUGGUGCCAACGGUAUUGUUGUUAUCUGGGAAGGCAUGUCGAGCAAAGGCCCAAGUCAUAUGCCGAAAUUUCUUGAUCUUACAUCACUGUGAAAUGGCUCUCCUUGCAGUUAUAUCUACUAUUUCCUGUUGAUGAGAUUCACUAUAAUUAUUGUACAAUAUUUUACUAAUGUGUUUGUGAGUUGUGUGGAUCCAGUAAAGAGGUGUGCUGUGUAAUGUCAAAUGUUUUAUGCGGUACUGAUAAUUCAAAAUCUCUCUAGCAUGAUAUUCAGAAUCUCCCUAGCAGAAAGAUUAUUUUUUUUAUACUCUUAAUGUUGUGAAUGUUAUGAUAGUUUAAUAAUAAUCUGUUUCAUAUUGCAUUUCUACUUCAUUAAUUGAGAUAUAGUACAAAAAUGUAAAUCUAGAUUACCCCUUUUGUGAUAAUUAUUCAUCUAUAUUUUGCGUGUUAUUUUAGUUUUCAGUAUAGUAUCCAAAAUAAUUUUUCAUCAUAUUUUCAACAGAUAUUAAACAUACUUUCUACAUAUGUUUUUGUAUCUCUUAUAUAAAGUAAAUUAGCCAUAUACUGGUCCUUUUCUGUGAAUCUCUUAAGGACCGUUGACAUUAUUCUGCAAGCUUUUUUUUUUUUU